Molecule: messenger RNA, 3478 nt
Organism: Leopardus geoffroyi (Geoffroy's cat)
Lineage: Eukaryota; Metazoa; Chordata; Mammalia; Carnivora; Felidae
Product: olfactory receptor 10C1-like
Exons: 1
Coding region: 1748-2692 (314 amino acids)
Biological process (GO): G protein-coupled receptor signaling pathway
Cellular component (GO): membrane
Molecular function (GO): olfactory receptor activity; G protein-coupled receptor activity
Source: RefSeq, a predicted model, not a curated record
UGGAACGUGAUGGUGGGAAGUGGGGUCAGCAGCACGUGGGUGUCCCGUGUCGUAGUCACGGCGGUGGCGGUAGCAGUGAUGGCCGUGUCUGCGAUGGUGCUGGGAACACAGUAGACAUGCAGUGCUGGGGGGCUCAGUGAAUGAGUAGUAGCAGAUGUGCUCAGGAAGGAGCGGUGAUGCUUGUCGUGGACAAGAAGAGAAUCGUGUGCAGCUGAUCUUCCUCAAACCAGGACAAAGCUAGUUGCGGGCAAAUUCAUGGCUCAGUCCUCCGGGGUCACCCAGCCCUUGUCUUUGGUGCAAAUGAAGCUGAUAGAGAAGUCUCUUACCAAGGCAGUUUUUAGGAAGGAGACACUUCUGGGGUCCCCAAGGUGUUACUGUCCGUGUGUGCCCGAGAUUAUGGGGGGUGGGCUCUCUCUCCUUGGAGAAAGCUCUCUGGAACUUGAAGACACUGGACUCCAGAGCCCAACAAUCAGGGUUGCAGGGCUGAGAAAAGGUGUUUGAGAAACAGUGUGGAUCUGCUUCACUUUUCCCGUGCCCCACUUCCUGCCCCAGAGGAACCCCUUGGAGACGGCUAGUCACACCCGGCAACCCCAGGGAGCACGCAGCAAGGAGCCCCAGGGGGACCAGUGUGUCCCGGAGCAUGAGAUAUAAGUAGGGCAGAGUCUUGGGGGGCAAGCGAUGAUGAGGAGGGUGCCAUGAGUGUUAUGUCAUCCACACGGUCAGGUAACGGGCAGGGACAGGGCAGCAGGGGUGCGUGUAGUAGAAGCAGAGGACCAGGGGAGGGCGUCGAUCUUUCCUAGGGGAGGUUCGUUAGGGUGAAGGGUGUGGGAGGAGAACUCUGGGCAUGUUAGUGUAGAUCGCCUCCCUCCCCCUCCCCCCAAACCAUUUUUCGGGGACCUUAGGGGACCAUAAAUGCUCUGUGUUGUAAGAGUCUUAGAAAACAUCUGUUCAACACUGUUUUUUGUUUAUUUUAGGGAAGUUGAGGGUAGGUGAGGAGAAGUUGCUCAGCGCAGGGUGCCCUGCCGGUCAGUGACAGAGCAGGUGCUAAAACCAAAUCGCUGAUUCAGGGAAGGCUCUUCUUUCUAUGCUAUAGGACUUCUUGCUUGGGACUUUUGACCUAAUGGUUUUCCUCUCUAAGACCUCCCAGUGCACGUCUCCUGUGGAGAUCAUACUUCAAAAGACAUGGUGAGUCUACCAAGGGAGGCCCCGUCGGGCACCGCGGACCUCAGAUGUCAGGGACUGUUGUCAGAGUGCCCCCGUCUCUGCCAUUUCCCACCUCUCCUUCCAUGGGCACAGUCUAUAAACUCCAGUGGGGCUUCCUCAAAGAGGCCCUGGAAGUCACCUUUAGGGGAUGACUCCAUUCUUCUCCACAGCCCAGCUUUGCUGGUUGUUUCAUCAUCGGAAACUAUAGGAAGGAUAGAGGUAGGAAUUUUCUUGCCUCUCCUACUUGCUGAUGGGGGACUAGAGACAAGAUCCAGAUGCCCAAGUAUCUAGAACCCAAUAUUAUAAGUUAGAGAGGAUUCAACUGGGAUCAGGAGCCUUGGUUUCUAGUUCCAGGCCUGUCAACAGCAGAUUCUAUGAUGUGGGUCCGUCCGCUUCCGCCCUUGGGAGUGCAAUUCCUCUAUUGUGAAGGGACUGGCAUUGGUUAGACCAUGUCAGGUUGCUGCUAGGUGCUGACACUUCGUGUUCUUGGCACCAGGAAGACUUUUCCAAAGAGAGGAAGAUCCUGAAGUACUUCCUAGGUAUCAUGGAUCCGCUCAACCACACGUGGACCCAGAGUUUCAUCCUCACUGGUUUCAGUGUCCCCGGAACCCUGCGACCUCUUGCCUUCUUGGGGACCCUGUGCCUCUAUCUCCUCACACUGUCCGGGAACCUGUUCAUCGUUGUCCUGGUCCAGGUGGAUGCUGGACUGUCCACGCCCAUGUACUUCUUCAUCGGUGUCCUCUCCUUCCUGGAGCUCGGGUACGUCAGCGCCACAGUGCCCACGCUGCUGCACACGUGGCUCCGUGGGCGCUCGGCCAUCUCGGCAGCGGUGUGCUUCAUCCAGCUGUACGUCUUCCACUCCCUGGGCAUGACCGAGUGCCAUCUGCUGGGCGUCAUGGCGCUGGACCGCUACCUGGCCAUCUGCCGCCCGCUCCGCUACCGGGCACUCAUGACCAGAAAGGUCCGGUUCUGGCUGGCAGGGGCCGCUUGGGUGGCUGGCUUCUCAGCGGCACUGGUGCCAGCCAGCCUCACGGCCACCUUGCCCUUCUGUCUGAAAGAGGUGGCCCACUACUUCUGUGACUUGGCACCGCUGAUGCGGUUGGCGUGCGUGGAUGCAGGCUGGCACGCUCGAGUGCACGGGGCGGUGAUUGGUGUGGCCACUGGCUGCAACUUCGUGCUCAUUUGGGGACUCUACGGGGGCAUCCUGAGGGCCGUGCUGAAGCUGCCCUCGGCUGCCAGCCGGGUCAAGGCCUUCUCCACCUGCUCCUCCCACAUGAUCGUGGUGGCCCUCUUUUAUGCCUCCGCCUUCACGGUCUAUGUGGGGCCACCUGGGAACCGCUCUGAGGGCACAGACAAGUGUAUCGCCUUGGUGUAUGCCCUUCUCACUCCUCUCCUCAACCCCAUCGUCUAUACCCUUCGCAACAAGGAAGUGAGGGAGGCCGUGAAGAGGGUCACUGUCAGGGUCAGGACUAUUCUGAAGGGACCCUGACGGGCUGAAUUGGUCACAGCUCAGCUGCUUGGCCGCAGUGGGAACCGGCCCGUUGGUUGGUCAAUCAUCUGGUCAGGGUUGAAGUCCACACCAGUGAACGAAUCCAUCAGAUUAUUUGUCAAACGUGCUGCAGACGCGCACUCGGGGGGACGUACCUGGGUUCAUCAGACGUGAACAUGUAGGGAGAAGGGAGGAGUGUGUUCGAUUCCAUUCCAAUCUAACGGGGGAAAAAUGCCACAGAGGAGAAAGGAAAAAACCAGGGACCCCAUGCAAAUGCUUCUGCUGAACUUCCAACCUGGGGAGACAGAGCAACGCUGAGCAGAUGAAGAUAAUCUAAAGCUAAGGCGGGGGCGGAGGGUUGCCCAGAAGAAAGGGUGGGAGAGUGGAAAACAGGAGCCCAAAGCUAUGGCUCCCAGGUGUGAGCACACGCAGAGCCAGGGGUGGUGGGCUAUUGGGUGGGGGGGGCAGCUCUGUGGGGGGAGAACACCCCCCACCCCGGGAGCAGGAGGCCGGAGGCUGCAUUUUACAGUGUGCUCUGUACUGGGGCAAGAGGGAGAUGGUGACGACGGGGGUGUUGUCUGAGUUCUCGCCCAAUGUCACGGACCAUUCCAGAGAAGGGAUCCGCAGCCGUGCUAAGUAAACAGCAACAGAAACAAAACCCGAGCAGCAAACAAAGAGCUUUGCAAAUCUUGCGUACUAAGCACUCACCUGCGAAGUAGAAAACAGGUUGAAAGAGAAAGUAGGGUCACGUCCUGUGCCUUCCUCCCCUUGGCUCUUCCUCCUGCC